AUGGCGCCGAGGACUGAGACAGAAGCUCGGCAUACCACGGAUACAAGUAGUUGUGCCUGCGCGUUCAUCGACCAAAACCCCAUCUCAGCAAUGAUGCCUCGUCCUCUUGCAGCUCUCCUCUCCUUCAUCGCUCUAUUUCCAAGAGCCGCAUCAUCCCGAGACAUCCUACCACUGGGUUCCUCUCUCAAAGUCAAGUCCUAGGAAUCCAGCGCCUUACAAUCAUCAGACGGGACAUUCUCCUCUGGCUUCUACGAAGUCUACACCCAUGCCUUCACAUUCUCAGUAUGGUACUCAAAGGCGGCGGCCAACAAGACCAUCGUGUGGAGCGCAAACCCUGACCGCCCUGUCCAUGCCAGGACGUCGACUCUAACCCUGCAAAAGGACGACAACAUGGUGUUCACCGACUAUGACGACGCAGUCGUGUGGCAAGCUGAUGGGAACAACUUCACCGGUGUCCAGCGUGCUGGGCUCCUGAACACCAGGAACCUCAUCAUCGAGGACUCAGGAGGUAACACUGUAUGGCAGAGUUUUGAUUCCCCAACGGACACUUUCCUGCCGAUGCAGCUCAUCACUGUGACCAGAUUAGUCCCCACAACCCAAUCGCGUAGUCCUGGUAACUACAUCUUCCGCUUCAGCGACCUGCCUCAAGUCUCAGACAUAUACUGGCCAGACCUUGACCAGAACAUCUACCAGGAUGGUCGGAACCAGUAUAACUGUAUGAGGUUAGGAAUGCUUACUGAUAGCAGGGUGCUUGCCUCGAGCGACUUCGCUGAUGAUCAGGCGCUUGUGGCCUCCGACGUAGGGCCAGGCGUCAAGAGAAGGCUAACUCUUGACCCUGAUGGCAAUCUCCGUCUGUACAGCCUGAACGAUUCAGAUGGGUCAUGGUCGGUUUCAAUGGUAGCAAUGACCCAGCCUUGCAAUAUUCACAGUUUGUGUGAUCCUAAUGGCAUAUGCCACUACUCACCCAGACCUACAUGUUCGUGCCCACCAGGUUAUGCGACGAGGAACCCGGGUAACUGGACCGAAGGCUGUAUGGCUAUUGUCAACACAACCUGUGACCUCUAUGACAAGAGGUCUAUGAAAUUUGCGAGACUUCCCAAUACAGAUUUUUGGGGGUCAGAUCGACAACAUCUUCUGUCGGUUUCUUUUCGAAUUUGUAGGUAUAUCUGCAUCAGUGACUGCACCUGUAAAGGCUUUCAGUAUCAGUAAGGCACAUGAUCAUGCUAUCCAAAAGCUUAUCUUUUCAGUGGAAGAACCUACCCAACAUCUGACGUGCGAACGAUAUAUCUCAAGCUUCCAACAAGGGUUAGUGUUAUUUACCACAUUCCUCCUGGAAUGAUUCUCGACUGA
This is a messenger RNA of Zea mays, 1350 nucleotides long. Its product is annotated as putative receptor protein kinase ZmPK1. Gene Ontology annotation, biological process: recognition of pollen. The record is from RefSeq and is a predicted model, not a curated record. NCBI's taxonomy places the organism in Eukaryota, Viridiplantae, Streptophyta, Magnoliopsida, Poales, Poaceae.